Molecule: messenger RNA, 521 nt
Organism: Penicillium brasilianum
Lineage: Eukaryota; Fungi; Ascomycota; Eurotiomycetes; Eurotiales; Aspergillaceae
Source: the annotation of a GenBank genome assembly
AUGAUUAUGGCUGCGGCUCGAGGAAACGCUAAAGCAGAUGCACGCUGUACAAUCCUCCUCAACCCUCCACCCUCCCACUCACAACCAACCAUCACCCAUCACCCCCGACCAGCUGCUCAUCCACAUCCACUCUCCCCGGUCCGACACGAAGACCAUCACCUGGUCUCCUCGCCAAAACCAAAGCCGGUCAACGCGGCUCACCAGCCUGUCAAAAAACAGUGAACCGACUUCUACGCCUCGUCACUGGUCCUCUCUACCUACACAGCCCCGCCCUCCGUCAUUAUGGAGGAUCAUCCUGCGGGAUUUCUUCUGCAAACACAGAACGGAUCCUCGAACUCGUGCAUUAGCGGCUCUUUCCCAUCCCAGUCCAAGUGCUGACUUCCCUGCGCCUUCUGGAAGCCUUCUAGCGUCGUGUUAGCGUCUUAGCGGACAGGUCCUGCACUCCACUUGCAUUCUCGGACCCCGUGUGAUUGGCGUCAUCGAAAGACAAGGAAGAGGAGGGGGGGGGGGCGCGCCGGGGG